UAAGAGUGAGAAACUCUGCGUAGGCUUCGCUUCGAAUACAGUAAUCAGUUGUUUGAGGUACACAUAACUAUGAAAGUCGCAAUACCCUUGUGCAUCAUACUACCGUUUGUGGCGGCAUUUCUGUCAACCCCUCUGGAAGACAUCCCCGACUCUUCAAAUGGUCACCUCAUGCCCUUGGUGCUGGAAAAGGAACCAUCCAAGAAACCACCCGAAAUAAAAAAAACGAGAACCAACAAUGAUGAGGUCGAAGGUACAGAAAUGGAACAAAUGCUUCAUGGUCAGGCCAGGUGGAUGAGUAAUAUUAAAGAUGAGGGUUUGCGUGAAGAAGCUAUAUUCAACGCAUUGAAGGCAGAGAAGAUUCAAUCCAAAAUUAAUGGGGAACUUUCUGCAAGAGUUAAAUUCCUGUCAGGAAAGCUAUGGAUUGUGAGAGCCCGAAGUGCAAUUGAAGAUGUUGAAAGGCGAUUCAAAAUAGCAAGAAUUACACUCUCAAAUGAAGAGGCAGAAGGUGCUACCGACGACUUUGAAUACAGGAGAAUACUUAGAGAAAAACGCUGGAAAAUGAUCUUUAAAAUUCAUAAGGGCAACUGGGAGAUACGUGAGAUAAUAACUAAGAUUCAAAGCAAGAACAGCGAUGUGAAAGCGUUAGACGAUUUUGCAAGCGACAUUUCUGUGGCUUACUCGUUAUUAUCUGAUGACAUUCACAGUAAUGUGUUCACAAAGGGUACGAUGACCGAUCCGAUAUUUACUGCACAUUUAAAGAAAAAUACAAAAGCAAGUUCUGCGGUCCAAUUGUUACUGUCCUUGCUUGAUUUAGAGCCUCCCGGCCACGCGAGAAAAAAACGCAAUGCCAACCCUAGUACCAGAGAAAAUUAACGGUUAAACCGAUGAUGGAGAGACUAACAAGAAUAGAGAUCAAUGUAAACUAGAAAUUACAGUUAACAUGUGUAAAUUUAUGUUAAAAAUAGCUAACAGAAAUCAUGGGUUUCUUUCUCGUUAAAAAUGGGAAUAAAGCAGGAAA
Bemisia tabaci is the source of this 1018-nucleotide messenger RNA. The record is from RefSeq and is a predicted model, not a curated record. Lineage: Eukaryota; Metazoa; Arthropoda; Insecta; Hemiptera; Aleyrodidae.